AUGUCUUUUGAAGAAGCAAUUAAGGAGGAACAUUGUAUCAAGGCCAUGGAUGAAGAAAUUAAUUUCAUUGAAAGAAAUCAGACUUGGGAGCUUGUGGAUCUACCUGAAGGUAAAGAUUGUAUUGGUGUCGAAUGGGUUUAUAAAACCAAAUUUAAUGCAGAAGGUGAAAUUGAUAAACGUAAGGCUAUAUUAGUAGCAAAAGGUUAUGCACAACAACAUGGAAUUGAUUAUAUUGAAAUAUUUGCACCAGUUGCUAGCCUUGAUACAAUUAGAAUGGUUUUAGCAAUAGCUGCUCAGAAUAAUUGGAUUUUUUUUCAAAUGGAUGUUAAAUCUGUAUUUUUGAAUGGUUUUCUAGAAGAAGUGUAUGUGAAACAAGCACUAGGUUAUGAAGUGCAUGGACAUGAAGACAAGUUCUAUAGAUUGAAGAAGGGCACAAGCAGCAUGAGUGCGGGGCUGUGUGAUUUAGAAUUUGGUAGUGCAGUUGUAGACAAGGGAAAGGUUGCAGGUCGUGUUGUACUUGCCACUGCAUUGUUUCCUGCAUCGCCGCCCGCGCCCGUACCUUGCAAGUCCGUCCUUCGUGCUGAGUCUCGAUGCCAUCGCUACCUCUUCGCCGACGACCGCAGCCUACUCCUCGUCAGCAGCACGUCAACACCGCCUCCCGCCAGCACCACGCACUACCACCGCCGCCACGCCGACUCCUCCCAACAUUGGCCCCCGUCCUCUGUCUCUCCAGCGUCCGCUCACUUUCACCGGUGCUCACUACAAAAUGCCACUAAGCCACCACUUUCGGCCCGCCUCCGGCAACCUUCUCCUGUCGACGACACUAGACCAGAGGACCCGUGCCCACCACGUGCCAGGCGGCCACUAGCCCGUGGGUACAAACCAUCCACGCCAGAUCCGUACGGCCACCACGCAGCUCACAUAGUCGUAUUUGCAUACAGUGCCACGUAG
Molecule: messenger RNA, 951 nt
Organism: Cryptomeria japonica (Japanese cedar)
Lineage: Eukaryota; Viridiplantae; Streptophyta; Pinopsida; Cupressales; Cupressaceae
Exons: 3
Coding region: 1-951 (316 amino acids)
Source: RefSeq, a predicted model, not a curated record